This is a messenger RNA of Rotaria sp. Silwood2, 561 nucleotides long. NCBI's taxonomy places the organism in Eukaryota, Metazoa, Rotifera, Eurotatoria, Philodinida, Philodinidae. The record is from the annotation of a GenBank genome assembly.
AUGGCAACAAUAAAUAGAGAGAAAACAAAAAUAGACGAUGAAACAGAAAAAAAAAUUUCAUUUGCAUAUCAAGGUUUGGAUUCAAUACCUGAUUAUUUAUUACCACGUGAUAAACAUAUGAUUGAAUAUCUUGAUCUAACAGAAAAUAAUUUGGAUGAUUUGCGUUUUCUUAUUGAUAUUCCAAAUUUACGAACAUUAAUUAUUGAUAAAAAUCGUAUAAAUUCAAAUGUUAAAAUACCUCAUUUAGAUAUGUUACAUACACUAUGGAUAAAUCAUAAUCAAAUAACAAAUUUAAGUGUAUUUAUUCAAACAUUAGCUAUUAAUUGUCCUCAACUAAAAUAUUUAAGUAUGAUGAAUAAUCCUGCAGCACCAAGUUUUUUUAAUGGUGGUUCUUAUAAACAAUAUGUUGACUAUAGACAUUAUGUGAUCAGUCAGUUGUCACAUCUCAUUAUGCUUGAUGAUCGACAAGUAUCACUCGAAGAAAGACAAGAAGCUGAACGUAUUUAUACACCUAUGACGCUUACGCGACGAGAAAGAUUUUCAGUUAAAAAUCGAAGAUAA